ACCAAAGUCCUCUGCAACUUUUUUUCUUCCUCUCUCAAGGCCUCCAAUUUUUUGAAAGAAUUGGUUAUCUUGUUUCUAGGUAAAAUCUUGAGUUCGAACGCUAGCUGCCUUGUCCCAGACCAUACAUAGGACCGAAGAGGCGUGGUAGUUCAACGCCUUAGGCGCGAUGCCUCGUCGGAACUGCGAAGCAAGAUGAAUGAUUUCUUUUUUGGUGUUGAACGGGAGGCCUUGGUGCUCUGGAGAUUCAAGAGCUUGUAACUUUCAAUAAGACUGAAGCGCAAGAUAAAAACCAGGAGAUAUGCACACCAAAUGUUUGAAAUGCAAGCAAGGCGUAUGACAUCAGAGUUUGGAGGUGAAAGGACUUGUGAAGCGCAUCGCAGCGAUAAACUGAUGAGAUAGAAACACGGAGAAAAAAAUUGUUAUGAUUUGCAUAGAAGAACAUAUUCGAUGAAUAUAUGUUUGCUUGAUCCAUGGAACUAUUUUUGGGAUCUAUUAGAAGUUUGAGAAGUUAAAGGGAUGCUUAAUGUUGGUAAUUAAUGAUGACGGCACAGUUGGCACCAGCUUUGACAACCGGAACUGGAGCGAGACUUGGGUCGGUCAUCAAUUCAGGGAGAUGCAGAAAGUUAACCGGCAAUCUCUAUAAGAAUGGGAGAAUGAAACUUUGUCCAACCAAAAAAAGGAAAAAGGCACAAUUGCCCCCUCGACUUAGUAGUCAGAUACUACUGCUAGAGAGAGAGUAUUACCGCUAAUGUUUAUCUUGCGGCGCCACGCACGCUAGCGUCUUCCCCGUCAUUCUCAGCCCGUCUCUAUCAUUUGGUCGAGAUUUCAUUUCCUCCAUUUUCUUCCCUUAAACUCAACGAUACGCACAUGUAUAUAGAGCCAAAAGCCAUUACUGCCGCACUUAAAACCGUAGAGUAUAUUAUACAUAGAUCAUACAAACACAGAAAAACAAGGCUGAUGAUACCUUGUUUCGUCUGUCUAGAUCAUCUGAAAGCGCCAAAGCCAUCGAGCCAUUGGAAUUUUGGUUUCUCGAAAGCAUAACCCAGAUUUUAGUGAUGUGGGGGCGCCAACGCAACUUGUACUCAACCUAUAAGCGUAUCUCGUCAAAAGAGCGUCUCAACGGCAACGCCUCAGAAGACAGCCUCGGCCGAUCACCGAGUGGUGUCUUAAAAGAAGCUGGACUUCCCUCCUGGAAACGUCCCUUGCCUCAUGUACUGGUGGCAACUCUCUCAUCCUUCCUAUUUGGCUAUCACCUCGGGAUAGUUAACGACACAUUAGAAAGCAUAUCUUUGGACCUCAGCUUCAGAGGAAGUACCCUGGCUGAAGGGUUGGUCGUGAGUGCGUGUUUGGGAGGUGCUUUUAUUGGUUCAUUAUUCAGUGGCUGGACAGCAGAUGGCGUUGGGCGUCGCAGGGCAUUCCAGUUGUGUGCUUUACCAAUGAUCAUUGGUGCUUCCGUGAGUGCAACCGCAACUACUCUUCGAGGCAUGCUUCUUGGAAGGUUAUUUGUUGGAAUGGGGAUGGGUCUUGGGCCUCCUGUAGCAGCUCUUUAUGUGGCAGAGGUUUCGCCAGCUUUUGUAAGAGGCACUUAUGGGAGCUGCACUCAGAUUGCAACAUGCCUUGGACUGAUGGCCUCUUUCUUUGUUGGGAUUCCAUCCAAGGAGCUCAUGGGUUGGUGGCGAGUCUGCUUUUGGGUCUCUGCCCUUCCUGCUGCAUUACUUGCUAUUCUAAUGGAAUUCUGUGCUGAAAGUCCUCAUUGGCUAUUUAAGAGAGGAAGAAUGGCUGAAGCUGAAGAAAACACUGAGAGGCUGUUUGGAGCAUCACAUGUUAAAUAUGCAAUGGCUGAAUUAACAAAGUCAGAUAGGGGGGAUGAGGUUGAUACUGCUAAGUUUUCAGAUUUAUUUAUUGGUCGUCAUGUUAGAGUGGUUUUUCUCGGUUCCACACUACUUGCCUUGCAACAAUUGUCUGGGAUAAAUGCUGUAUUCUACUUCUCUUCAACUGUCUUUACAAGUGCCGGUGUUCCUUCAGACAUUGCGAAUAUAUGUGUAGGAAUUGUAAAUUUAUCAGGCUCAAUUAUUGCUAUGGUUUUGAUGGAUAAAAUGGGAAGGAAGGGGCUUCUACUUUGGAGUUUCUCAGGCAUGGCAGUAUCCAUGGGUUUCCAAGUCAUUGGAGCAAGUUCACUUCUGUCAGGCUCUGUAGUGCUUUACCUAUCAGUUGGUGGCAUGCUUCUGUUUGUGUUGACAUUUUCUUUGGGUGCUGGCCCAGUCCCUAGUCUGCUGCUGUCGGAGAUACUUCCAGCCCGAAUUAGGGAAAAGGCCAUGGCUGUCUGUAUGGCCGUGCAUUGGGUCAUAAAUUUUUUUGUUGGUCUGCUGUUUUUGCGGUUACUGGAGCAACUUGGCCCACAAAUUCUCUACGCGUCCUUCGGCAUCUUUUGCUUUGUCGCAGUAGUCUUUGUGAGGAAAAAUAUUGUCGAAACAAAAGGGAAGACGCUUCAAGAAAUUGAGAUGGCAUUUCUUCCAGCUGAUUAGUGGUGCUGCGGCUGAUUUAUCUGCUAAGAGGUGUAUGGCUAGAGGACAUUCGGGAGAGAGAACAAUCCGAAGCAUACACUUCACUUAAUGGCGUGACCCUGCAAUACUCUCGUAUAGUGCCUGGUACGUUCUGUGAGCAAAUAGCAAGGCCUCUCUGCUGCAAUUUUUAGCAACUAUUUUAGAGUUAGCAUAACCUUGUAUCGUUAUUAGAUUAGAUGCUGUAUUUGCAGCAGUUAGAAAUUGUUCGGAAUAAUGACUGCAUCAAUUAAUGGGGGCGAUUACUACUACGUUCAGAACAGAAGGAUUCUUCUUUUGAUUUCACUUCA
Molecule: messenger RNA, 2851 nt
Organism: Coffea arabica (coffee)
Lineage: Eukaryota; Viridiplantae; Streptophyta; Magnoliopsida; Gentianales; Rubiaceae
Source: RefSeq, a predicted model, not a curated record